This is a messenger RNA of Arachis stenosperma, 441 nucleotides long. RefSeq lists its product as uncharacterized. The record is from RefSeq and is a predicted model, not a curated record. Bases 1 to 441 code for a protein of 146 amino acids. Lineage: Eukaryota; Viridiplantae; Streptophyta; Magnoliopsida; Fabales; Fabaceae. The transcript has 3 exons.
AUGGAUUUUCAGAAUGAUGAGAUGCCGAAUGGAUGGCCACUGGGUCUUGGGUUUUUGAAUAUAAAGCUUAGAGUUACAGAGGCACCCGCAGCUGCACCGGUGGAGCCUUUCUCAUCGAUGCAGAUGCCAUCCACCAGCUUCUCCUCAUUCUCAUCCUCCAACCUUGAUACUGAGUCAACAGCAUCUUUCUUCCAAGACAAGAGUGUAUCCCUUGGGCGUCUUAUAGGAAUAAGAGGAGGGGAGAGAGGACGAUUGUACUUGCCAAACACGCUGAGGUUUGAAGACACUACUGAGAAGAAAACAUUAGGAGAUGCUUCUUGUUCUGAUUCAUCUAACUCAAAGGUACAAGAAGUGGAUGUGUCUGGAGGCAUUUGCAUACCCACAUUACUUGAUGUCCUGCUCAGAAUCAGCACCAAAACUAAGAGAACUUCAAGGAACUAG